AUGACGGCCGACAUCGAAAAGGCAACUGGGACGGGCGUCACCCGCACCAGCGUGGACAAGACCGACUCGAGCAGUAGUGGACAGAGUGCGACGGAACCGGAGAUGGAGAAAGAGCAGGAUAAGCAGAAGCAGACUGCUGCUGCUAUUGCUGCUGCUGCUGGAGACGCCGGUCCGGGCAGAGUGCUGCGGGCUCGGCGGCGAGGGCUGUUCGGGCGCUUCGCCCUAACCCCCGAAGUCACCGAUCCAUGCAGUUAUGGCAACACCGCCCUGGCGGAGCUGGCGGUGGAUCUCCACACCACCACGACCAUUGCAAAUCUGUCUCUGGCUUUCUACAUGUUAGCCAUGGCGUUCACGCCAAUGUGGUGCCCUCUCCGAGAAACACAGGCGGCGGACCAUCUAAUCGUUCAACUGCUCCUCAUGGGCUAG
This is a messenger RNA of Aspergillus heteromorphus CBS 117.55, 426 nucleotides long. RefSeq lists its product as uncharacterized. Lineage: Eukaryota; Fungi; Ascomycota; Eurotiomycetes; Eurotiales; Aspergillaceae. The transcript has 3 exons. The record is from RefSeq and is a predicted model, not a curated record. Bases 1 to 426 code for a protein of 141 amino acids.